GUUUCUGCCUACUUCUUCCGACCGACGUGUGGCUCCUCCCCGUCUUUCCCCGCUCCUCGCCCUCCCUCGCUCCUCUGCGGUUGGGGCACCGAGCUGGUGGCCUCCGCGGCCUCCGCGGCGCCGGAGCCGGAGCCGCGGCGGAGCUGGGAGGCCGGCGGCGACGUGGACCUGGACAGCGUGGCCUAUGGCUUCAUGGCUUCCCAGGCGCUCUUCGCCGCGCUGGAGCUCGGCCUCUUCGACCACGUCGCCGCCGCCGGGCCCGCGGGCGCCGGCGCCGCAGCGCUCGGCGCGGCCUGCGGCGUCGAGGGGCCGCGGCUGCUCACGCUGCUCACGGCGCUCGUGGCGUUGAAGUGCCUGCGGCAGGCGGGCGGAUUCUACACGCUGUCGCCGAACACGGCGAGGUACAUGGUCCGGACCUCGAAGGCGUACUACGGGGACUACCUCAUGUACCAGAUCGGCAGGCAGUUCUACGCGACGAUGGGCCAGCUGCCCGAGGUGAUGAAGACGGGCCGCGCUCUGACCUACGCGUCCUGGUUCUCGGACCCAGCAGUCGCCGAGACCUACACGAGGGCCCAACACAACGGCUCGCUGGCCACGGCCAGGUCCCUGAUCAGGGGCAUGGCCGACCUGGCGGAGGUACGCGACCUCCUGGACGUGGGGGGCGGCUCCGGCGCCUUCUCCUACGCCUUCGCCGCCGCGGCGCCCGCGCUGCAGGCCACGGUGCUCGAGCUGCCGGAGGUCUGCUGCGUCGGCGAGGCCAUCCGCGCGGGGCAGCCAGAGGACGUGCGGCGCCGCGUGCGGUUCGUGGAGCUGGACGCCACGAGCCCAAGCUGGCCAGUGGCGGACGGAGCGUCGUGGCUUCGGCAAGUGUUCGGGCUUGGAGCGUAUGACGCCGUGAUCAUGUCCUACCUCUCCGGCUCUGUACCGGAGCCUGUGAUCGUCGGCCUGUACGCCAACGCCUGGAGGGCGCUGAGGCCAGGGGGCCGGCUGCUGGUGCACGACUUCAUGGUGAACGACAGCAGGGACGGCCCGGUCCUCGCGUCGCUGUGGGCCCUGCAGCACGUCACCGUCAACGCGGCGGGGGUCGGGCUGUGCCCCAGCGAGGUCCUCGUGCGCCUGGGCCAGGCAGGUUUCGACCCCGGCAAGUGCGACACGUCGGAGAUGAUCCAAGGCCUCACGAAGCUCGUCGUCGCGCGCAAGGCGUAGCUGCCUCGCGAGCCGCCGCCGCCGCGCCGCCGCCCGCGGCGCCCGCUCGCCCG
Molecule: messenger RNA, 1259 nt
Organism: Prorocentrum cordatum
Lineage: Eukaryota; Dinophyceae; Prorocentrales; Prorocentraceae
Source: the annotation of a GenBank genome assembly